GCACCGUCAAAGUUCAUGCAACGGCAAAACUGUUCUAACCAAUCGGAGCGUUUCGGCCCGAGAUUUUCGAUCUUGGGGGGAAGCGGCACAUUUUUUGAUCGCUCGUGGGACGGAUGUAUCGAAAGGACAUUCCGUUUGCCACGCACAAGCUUGUGACGCGGCGGAAGCCACGGCAAGAGCUCUCGGACGAGCAACGGAAGGAGCUGGUCGAGGCAUUCGACCUGUUUGACACGAAUAAGAGUGGCAGCGUCGACUACUACGAGCUCAAGGUCAUGAUGCGGGCUCUGGGGUUUGAUGUAAAGAAGCAAGAAGUGGUCAAACUCGUGGAGGAAGUCGACGUCCAUCGGUCGGGACGGGUGCACUUGGACGACUUUUUGGAGAUCAUGCGCAGAAAAAUCACAUCGCGAGACCCCGACGAAGAAAUUAUCAAGGCAUUUGCGCUCUUUGACGACGACCAGACGGGGGAAAUCACACUCAAGAACAUGCGCCGCAUCGCGAAAGAAAUGGGCGAGACCCUGACAGAUGACGAGUUGCAGGCCAUGAUCGACGAAUUCGACUCGAACCAAGACGGAGUGAUUUCGCAGGAGGAGUUUCUCUCCAUCAUGAAGCAAUCCAGCAUGUACUGAGUUCAAUGUUACAUGAAAUCCACGUCCGUGGUAAUGCAUAAGAUGGCGACCCCCGCCACGAUGGAAGCUAU
This is a messenger RNA of Aphanomyces invadans, 697 nucleotides long. RefSeq lists its product as hypothetical. Gene Ontology annotation, molecular function: microtubule binding; calcium ion binding. The record is from RefSeq and is a predicted model, not a curated record. The transcript has 6 exons. Gene Ontology annotation, cellular component: microtubule organizing center. The coding region runs from base 114 to 626 and encodes 170 amino acids. Lineage: Eukaryota; Oomycota; Saprolegniomycetes; Saprolegniales; Verrucalvaceae. Gene Ontology annotation, biological process: spindle pole body duplication.